Colletotrichum higginsianum IMI 349063 is the source of this 354-nucleotide messenger RNA. RefSeq lists its product as uncharacterized. Lineage: Eukaryota; Fungi; Ascomycota; Sordariomycetes; Glomerellales; Glomerellaceae. The record is from RefSeq and is a predicted model, not a curated record. The transcript has 2 exons. The coding region runs from base 1 to 354 and encodes 117 amino acids.
AUGGCAUCCCGUAUCGUCCUCGCAUCUACUCCCAUUGCGCGCGGCGCCUUCGUCGUCGGCAGACAGACUGGUGUUCUCGGACGCGGCUUCAGCAUCUCGACGACGAGAACGGCUGGCUUGAAGGAGUCUUCAGGACACGCCGACAGCGAGACGCAUGAGAAGCACAAGCAGGACUCUCUCUCCAAGCAGAAGCAGGGCAAAGGCCACUGGAAGUCUGAGCUUGCCUCAGACAGCGAAGAGGCCAUCAGGGCGGACCGCACCGAGGCUGCCGACCCCAAGACGCUGCAGGAGAAGACCAAGGGCCAUGCCGAGGAGAAGAACAAAGCCGGCACGAGCAACAGCGACGGUCACUAG